Messenger RNA from Lycium ferocissimum, 1731 nucleotides. RefSeq lists its product as uncharacterized. Gene Ontology annotation, molecular function: zinc ion binding; nucleic acid binding. Bases 1 to 1731 code for a protein of 576 amino acids. The record is from RefSeq and is a predicted model, not a curated record. Lineage: Eukaryota; Viridiplantae; Streptophyta; Magnoliopsida; Solanales; Solanaceae. The transcript is spliced from 7 exons.
AUGGGACUAUGGCUAAGAAACGCGCAUCUUCAUCUGCUAAACGUGGUCUUUGGACAGAGUGCUACCCGCGGUGGUAGACAAGCUAGUGCUCAUCAAACUAGAGCUCAGACUAGGACUCAGGCCACUCCUCAGCCUGAAGUUGUGAAUGGGGGUCAGCCCCGAGUUGCGUCAGAGCAAGUGCAGGAACAAGUGGUUCAGAACACUCCACCGGCACCAGCUGCUGCCCCUACUAUUGCUAUGCCCGCGGAUGUACCGACCGCAUUAUUGAAUGUGUUGGAGGCAUUGGCGCCCAAUCAUGGUGGAAUUUGUGGUCCUCGAGGCUACUUCACAAGCACAAGCUCAACCACCGAGUUUGAUGCUUCACCAACUUCUAUUGAACCUCAGAAGUUCAUUGAUCGUUGUGAAAAGAUAUUGACUACGUUGGGGCUGAAGGAGACUCGUGGUGUGGAAUUUGCCACUUUCUUAUUCUCAGGGUCUGCAGAGUCUUGGUGGAUUUCGAUUCAGAGAGGUAGACAAGCAGGGUUACCACCUAUUACUUGGUCAGAAUUUUUAGCACUGUUUAAGGACAGGUUUAUUCCAUUAAGCAAGCAAGAUGACAUAAGACGUCAGUUCAAUAAUCUACGGCAGGGAACUAUGACCGUUACAGAAUAUGAGCCCAAGUUUACAGAUUUGUCCAGGUAUGUACCUUAUUUGGUAGAGGAUCCGAGAGAGAAGUUGACACUCGCUCUCCGUUACGAGUCCUAUCAAGAGAUGGAUAAAGUUGAGCGUGAAAACAAAAAGUCACGUAACACGAGUGGGUUUAGUGGUGCUCCAUCUGGGGGCAAGAGUGGUGUUUAUCAUGGGCAGUCCAGAUCUACUCGGUCGGAAUCGGUGGUGCGGUCUUCUAGUGGUUAUUCGGCUAGACGGGCCCGGCGAGCAGAUGCAGAGGAAGGUGGUAGAAAUCACAGUGGUCGUUGCUUUGGGGCAGAUGGGGCUUGUUUUACUUGUGGUGAAAAGGGGAAUAUUGCUAAAUAUUGUCCUAAAGGAAAUUCUGGUGCUAGUCGAGCUACUACACAGCCGCAGGGAAAGAAUGUUACUAUUGAUAGUGUUCCUGUUGUUCGCGAAUUUGCGGAUGUAUUUCCCGAAGACUUACCCGGCCUACCCCCGAUGAGGGAAAUCGAGUUUAGCAUUGAUUUAGUUCCAGGGACUCAACCUAUCUCUAUUCCUCCAUAUCGUAUGGCUCCUGCUGAGCUGAGAGAAUUGAAGGUUCAACUCCAAGAGCUUCUUGAUAAGGGGUUCAUUAGGCCUAGUGUAUCGCCUUGGGGUGCACCUCUGCAGGGUGCUACUCAUUUUUCCAAAAUCGACUUGAGAUCAGGUUAUUAUCGGUUGAGAAUCAAGACCGAGGAUAUCUCCAAGACAGCUUUUCGGACCAGAUAUGGGCAUUUCAAAUUUUUGGUGAUGUCAUUCGGGCUGACUAAUGCCCCCACAGCAUUUAUGGACCUCAUGAACAGGGUAUUCAAGCCAUACUUAGACCAUUUUGUGAUUGUGUUCAUUGAUGAUAUUUUGGUCUACUCUCGAAGUGAGGCUGAGCAUGGACAACACUUGAGAAUUAUGCUACAGACACUUAAGGAACGAAAGCUUUAUGCCAAGUUCUCAAAAUGUGAGUUCUGGUUGAGCACAGUUUCCUUUUUAGGACACGUGGUGUCCCAAGAUGGGAUUCAAGUUAAUCCAAAGAAAACUGAAGCAUUUUGA